AUGUACGGCAACCUGAAAGCUCUACAAGAGCUUAUCAAUUUGGGAUGUGACGUCAACCAGCCAACCUUCUCUGGUCGUACAGCACUCAUGGGAGCAGCACAAAUGGGCCAUAUUCACGUGGCUAAAUGUUUGCUCAGAUCCGGUUGCUCCUCAAAUGCAAGGUCUUUGAAGGGCGGCUCGGCGAUGCACUUCGCCGUAUGUCCCAUGAAUGAGCCUGCGGAUGACCCACCGGGUAUGAUUAGAGUACUACUUGCAGCGGGUGCCUCAGCGACGGCUGUGGAUCUACUCGGAAAUACGGCACUGCAUCUAUUGGAUGACUCGAGAUUCGGCAGCGAUGCAACGGGAACGAAAAUUCGCUUGCUUGUGGAAGCCGGAGCUGACAUCAACGCGCGGAAUAACGAUGGCGGAUCGGCAUUAUUCCGUGCGAUUCGCCGCAACCAACCACAGGUCGUAAGGUGCCUUCUCAACGCCGGCGCAGCGACAGAGAACUAUCGACAGCUAGGCGGCAGCCUCCUUCAUGAUGCAGCACUAUAUGCUGGCUUGGAAGUCCUGAGAUGUCUUGAGGGUAUGAAAACGUCUCGAAUGAAAGCAGUGUGUUAG
Molecule: messenger RNA, 600 nt
Organism: Colletotrichum aenigma
Lineage: Eukaryota; Fungi; Ascomycota; Sordariomycetes; Glomerellales; Glomerellaceae
Gene: Fank1
Product: Fibronectin type 3 and ankyrin repeat domains 1 protein
Exons: 1
Coding region: 1-600 (199 amino acids)
Biological process (GO): RNA processing
Molecular function (GO): RNA binding; protein binding; RNA nuclease activity
Source: RefSeq, a predicted model, not a curated record